Messenger RNA from Pneumocystis murina B123, 888 nucleotides. RefSeq lists its product as hypothetical. The transcript has 2 exons. Gene Ontology annotation, cellular component: endoplasmic reticulum. The coding region runs from base 22 to 888 and encodes 288 amino acids. Gene Ontology annotation, biological process: polyprenol catabolic process; dolichol-linked oligosaccharide biosynthetic process. Gene Ontology annotation, molecular function: 3-oxo-5-alpha-steroid 4-dehydrogenase activity. NCBI's taxonomy places the organism in Eukaryota, Fungi, Ascomycota, Pneumocystomycetes, Pneumocystales, Pneumocystaceae. The record is from RefSeq and is a predicted model, not a curated record.
UAAAAUUGAUUUGGUUUAAUUAUGUAUGAUGCAGUUGUUUUUUGUAGGAUGUAUUUUGCUUUUUUGAUAACUGGUUUAUUAACAGUAAGAAUUAUUCCAUCAACGAGACGAUGGCUAUGUUAUGGGAAAACAUUGGAUGCUAUAAAUUAUAAAGGGAAAUCUAGAUGGUCAAUAUUUUAUCUAAUGGUUCCUAAGAAAUGGUUUAUACAUUUUUAUAUAAUUUCUAUUUUGUCUACAUGUUUUUGGACGGUGGAAUUAUAUUUUUGUCGUUUUUAUAAUAAAUGUGAUUGGAUUGUUUAUUUAUCUGACGAUAAGACACAAUCGUUGUGUGAAGUGUAUAUAUGUUUGUUAUUUAUAGGUCUUCAUGGAAUUAGACGUUUUUAUGAAUGUUUUGUCAUUCAAAAGUAUAGUGAUUCUCAAAUGUGGAUAGGACAUUAUCUUUUAGGGCUAACGUACUAUUUAUUUUGUAAUAUAAGCAUGUGGUGUGAGGGUGGUGGCAAUCUACAAAAUCUAGUUUUUGAUUUUCGACAUAUUUCUUCAAUUCGUAUUUUUUUUUCUAUUUUGUUUUACUCUUUUUUUUCUUGGAUGCAACAUUCUAGUCAUAUUACUCUUUCGAAACUUCGUAUACUUCCUAAUUCUCCUAAAUAUUCCCUUCCUACUUCUGGAUGCUUUAAAUACUUGAUAUGUCCUCAUUAUACUGCGGAAAUAGGUAUUUAUUUUAGUCUUGUUGUACUAACUCGUGCUCAAAAUAAAACAAUACUUCUCAUUUUUAUAUGGGUUAUUCUUGUUUUAACCAUAUCUGCUUCUCAAACAUAUGCCUGGCGCUUAAAAACGUUUGGAAUGAAUGCUUCUCACUCUCCUUGGAUAAUUUUUCCUGGAAUUUAUUGA